This is a messenger RNA of Onychomys torridus (southern grasshopper mouse), 918 nucleotides long. RefSeq names its product LSM1 homolog, mRNA degradation associated (gene Lsm1). Gene Ontology annotation, biological process: deadenylation-dependent decapping of nuclear-transcribed mRNA. The transcript is spliced from 4 exons. Gene Ontology annotation, molecular function: RNA cap binding. Gene Ontology annotation, cellular component: P-body; Lsm1-7-Pat1 complex. Lineage: Eukaryota; Metazoa; Chordata; Mammalia; Rodentia; Cricetidae. The coding region runs from base 352 to 753 and encodes 133 amino acids. The record is from RefSeq and is a predicted model, not a curated record.
GAUGGAGCGUCGCCGUGCCUCCGGGCCUCGGAGCAGGAAAGGCAAGAACGGCACCGCGCUCGUCACGCGGGGAGACACGCCUGCCCUGCGCCCUCCGUCCACUGGACCUGCACUCCACUUCCCUGCCCAGAGAGGAGGAAACGGUGCCCGCGACCGCACGCCCGGCACGCCUCUUUCUGUGGACGGACACGCGAUACCGGAAGUGGGCGGGGUAACCUGAAAGCGCUUCCGGGCGGCUAGCGGCAAUUGAGUUGCAGGUGAGCGGCGGGUUCCCGUCCGCGUCCCGCCGACGGGCGACUGGACGCCCUCGCCCCACCGCGGCUGUCCAGGGUAGCCUUGCCUGAGCUCAAAAUGAACUAUAUGCCCGGCACCGCCAGCCUCAUCGAGGACAUCGACAAAAAGCACUUGGUCCUACUUCGAGACGGAAGGACACUUAUAGGUUUUUUAAGAAGCAUUGAUCAGUUUGCUAACUUGGUCCUGCAUCAGACUGUGGAGCGCAUUCAUGUGGGCCAAAAGUACGGUGAUAUUCCUCGAGGGAUUUUUGUGGUCAGAGGGGAAAACGUGGUCCUGCUGGGAGAAAUAGACUUGGAAAAGGAGAGCGACACGCCCCUUCAGCAAGUGUCUAUUGAAGAGAUUCUAGAGGAACAGCGGGUAGAGCAGCAGACCAGACUGGAGGCAGAGAAGCUGAAGUUUCAGGCCCUUAAAGACCGGGGCCUCUCCAUCCCUCGAGCAGACACUCUGGAUGAGUACUGAGGCCUUUGCUCUAGAGAGCAAGGGCUUGUCACCUGGUCACCUCACACAUUGACCAAAGACUAUCUAGUGAAAAGUGGUCUUAUUCUUUCACAUAGGCCACUGUGAAGAUAUCAUGCAAUUUUGUUUUGUUUUUAACAAAAUCAUUGUAUGUUUUGUUUUGCUUUU